This is a messenger RNA of Pelodiscus sinensis (Chinese soft-shelled turtle), 3840 nucleotides long. It is a transcript of the gene ZFPL1, whose product is annotated as zinc finger protein like 1. Gene Ontology annotation, cellular component: Golgi apparatus. Lineage: Eukaryota; Metazoa; Chordata; Testudines; Trionychidae. The record is from RefSeq and is a predicted model, not a curated record.
CCUUCUCGCGAGGCUUCGAACGCGAUCCUCCCCGGAACGCGCCGAGUUGCGGGGAGUCGGUUAGGUUGGAACGUCAUCAAACUGCACCCUACCCGGAAGAGACGUGGCAGCGGCGCACUCAGCCCCAGUAGAGCCUUGAAGCACCAUGGGGCUGUGCAAAUGCCCCAAAAGGAAAGUCACCAACCUCUUCUGUUUUGAGCACCGAGUGAAUGUCUGUGAGAGCUGCCUCGUCGCAAACCAUUCCAAGUGCAUUGUUCAGUCCUAUCUCCAGUGGCUUCAGGAUAGUGAUUACAACCCCAAUUGUCGUCUUUGCAACACCCUCCUGUCCGCUAAAGAAACUGCCCGGCUUGUGUGUUAUGAUCUGUUUCAUUGGUCAUGUCUCAACGAGAUGGCAAACCAGCUCCCAAAGAACACAGCCCCAGCUGGCUACCAGUGUCCCAGCUGCCAGGGUCCUAUCUUCCCUCCAGCCAACCUGGUCAGUCCAGUGGCAUCAGUACUGCGAGAGAAACUUUCGACUGUGAACUGGGCUCGGGCUGGGCUUGGGCUGCCACUGAUUGAUGAGGCUGAUAACAUCAAAGAAACAGAGUCACCUGAUACCACAGAUUACACUGACUGGUCUAGCUUCUCUGCAACUGCAGGCUCUGGCUCAGAGGAGACCAUGCAGCAAAGUGCCCUCUCAACCUAUUCCUAUAGUGCCUCACCGGGCCUCUCCUCCCCACCGCAGCAGCAGGGUGUGAACAAUGGGGGCGUGAAGGAGGAGCACUCAGUCAUCGACAUGGGGAAUGCCAGCAAUGAGACCAUCACCAUUAAUGCAGCAGCCUCUACACCGCGGAAGGUCUAUGACACUCGAGAAGGUGGAGGUGGCAGGGCACCAGGUACCCAGAUCGAUUGCGAUGAGGACAAGUACCGCCGGCGGCCAGCGCUCAGUUGGUUUGCACAGCUUCUGAAGAGUCGCUCUGGAUCCAAGAAGCGGCAGCCACGAUCCCUGAUGCAACGGUUUGUCAUCAUCCUCCUGAUCGGCGGCAUUGGCUUUCUUACCCUGAUCAUCAUCAUGUCGAAGCUGGGCCGGGCCUCGGCUGACAACGACCCCAACCUGGACCCCAUGUUUAACCCUCACAUCCGGGUGGGCCAGGAAUGAACUGAGCUGGUGAUGCCUCCCUGGGCUCCGAGAUUGGCCUGCCAAGGCAGGGAUGCUGGGGACUGGCAGCUGCAAGUGGGGUGCUGGGGGGAGUACAAGGGGUAGCCCCCAGCCAGGACACUGCUGGGUCAGCUCAGCUGAGAGUCAAAACAUGAAACUGAUGGGGGUGGGGGGGUGAAGUGACUUUGGCCUCUUUUAAAAAUGAGACUCAAAUAAAUCUCUAGGUGGGGUGGGGUGGGGCAGAGCAGGACGCCAAGGGAUGGAGAGACUUGUACAGCUAUGGAUUGGGGACCCCACCGUGGGCUGGAAUGAGCCCUGUAGUCGCUUCCUGCUCCAGCUGAGAAUCAGCCCCAGGAGCUGUUCAGGACAAGGGAAGAGGAAAGCUCCAAGCACUAGUAACCGGGGAGGGCUUGUGCUGCUGGUGCGAGUGUGGCUAAGGACUGGGGUAAGUGAGAGGCAGCACAAGAAUGGAAGCCUGGACUCUUGGGUUCCAUUGCCAGCCCACAGUGAAUGGGUGAUCUGUUUGUCAGAGCAGGGAGAUUGGGAGCUAGGAUCCUGAGUUCUGUUCCCAAUGACUGCUGACCCUGCUGUGCAACCUCAAGCGAGUCACUUCCCUGCCCCAAGUCUCAGUUUCCUGCUGGUGGUGAGUGUUCAGGAAAAUGGGGCAUUUCCAUGCCUGUCUGCAGAAAGCUGGGUGCUAGCAACAUUGAAGGGCAAAUACCCUGCACCUUCUUGGAAGUGUGAACUACUUGGUAUUACAGCCCUUCUCCCCUGACAAUGGCAUCUGGCUCCUUCAACCCUCGGCUUGAUGCCCUUCUCCUAGGAGCUGGCUUAUCCCCCAAGUCCCUCAACUGCCCAGAACUUGGACCCUACCAGCCCAAUCUGUCUCAGCGGGUGAGAACGUGAUUGUCUUAAUGCAGGUGUUUGAAAGGGUUCAGGGCCCUUUUGUUCCCCUUUUCCAUUCUCUAAUCCUGGGCAGCCUCUGCUUCCUCAGAGGUGCCUUGUGAAAAACAUCCCAGGUUUGAUGGGUCCAUUCCUGUAGUCAAAGCACUGCAGAGCUCUCUGGUUUUAAGUCCUUCUACUUGUGCUUUCCUCAACCUUAUCCCUGAAAAACCCUUUGCCCCAGGGAGGAAGGUGCAGUUAUGUUCCUGGUCUCAACUAGAUGGGUGACAGAGGAUCUGUUUGAUCCAGCCAGCUGCUAAGACUUUUGGGAGGAAGCCUGUUCCAACAGAAGCCUCCUUUCCUGCUUGGGAAUGGGGCAUCCCACUCUAUAGACCCCACAUAAAACUGCCCUUCUCUUUUGCUGGGAGUGGUACAGAAUUUCCCAUCAUCCCCCCCUCCCCUUGUACACAUCCUUUGGGGGUUCAAAUCAAGUGGGUGCUGGAUCCCAACUAGUUUUGCAAACGGGGGUGAGAACUCUCAUUGAACCAAAUGACAGGAACCAGCCCUUUGUCACAUCCUUAGUCUCCCUCCCCCCUGCCCCCUCAUGGGAGAGGUGUAACAUACUUUCAUCAAUUCUGAUUUUUCACACCAGUAACUACCUGGUCCUUAACUUUACCAGAAUGGGAGGGGUGAAAACUAAGAUCCACCAAUCUAUGUCCUGCAUUAUUUACAGCCAUGAGAUGUUGAAACCCCUUCUGCCAUCAUCUUAGUAAAGGGAACCUUCACUUCCCAUCUCAUAAUACCAGGGGGAAGGGAAGGAGUCUGGGCCUCUUGGGUGUGAUUAUUUUACUAACAAGAGUGGGGUGGGGUUGGUGUCCCCCUGACCCUAUAGGAGUGGGUGGGUGAAAUUCCAAAGCUGGUCACUUCUGGGUCUGUACAGAGCUGACACCAUGAGGGCUGUGGGAUGUCCACCACUGGAAGGGGGGUGUGAGGGGAGAAGUAUUGCCCUGUUCUGGAGUUUAGGGUGGGGAUGGGACAUGCUGGUUAGUACUGGAGUUUAAAGAAGGGAGGUGGAAGAGGAAGAGACUUCCUGGUUUAUGGGCUGUCAGCUCUGAUGGGCAAGGAUUUCAUGCUUUAAACACAGCCUCUUUCCUUCUAUUUAUUGAAAUGGUUGAUAGGAAAUAAUCCUUCCCACAGGGUGUGAAAUACACCAAGUAGUCUCAGUGACCAGAGAGGAAACCUGCCCCCCACACCAAUCCAAUCCAGUCACCUCCAAUCCCACUCCUUUCAUGCUUCCAGAUCUUUGACUGCGCCUUAGUGCAGAUCUGCUGUUUUGCAACCUUUCCAGCUCCCGCCCCUCUUUGACAAUGACUGUCUGGAUCUGCUAGUUCUGGAGUAGAGCAGGUGGUAUAGAAUUUAACCUAGAAGGCAAUAGAGGAAAAAUAUCACCUUCCUCAAAAGCCACCGCCAGUGGAAAGGAGAGCUGUGAACAUGAGUCCUCUAGGAUUCCAUGGCGGGGGGAGGGGGGAAGGUGGGUGGCUAUUGGGAGAGGGAUGUCAGAACCUCUCCCCCUCUGUUGUGCCCCUUAGCAUUACCCUGUGAUCAUUGUUGGGGUAGGAAUUGAGUGAUGGGCCAUUGCUGUGGAAUGGGAGGAGCCCUGUGGCCAAAUGCUACCACUGAGGGUUGGCCAUCUGGGAAGAUUCUGGCUGUCAUGACUUCCUUGCUCCCACCUCCCAGGAAGAUGAUGUGACUAAUGAACGACACUGUCUCUAGCACUACAGCAAUAUCCUGUAUUGUUAUUAAACUUGAUUUUGGCUACA